AUGGACGAGGAUAAUAAAUGGCAUGUGACUCAAUUUGAUAAUAAGCACAAUCAUGAUUUGAGUCCAAGCAAAGCACAUCGUUUUCGAUGUAAUAGGAAAUUGACUAAACAUGCAAAGAGAAGUCUUAAUUUAUAUGAUGAAGCUGGUAUUCCGAUGAAUAAGAGUUACAACGCUCUUGUGGUUGAACAUGGAGGUCACAAGAAUAUGCCUUUUAGUAAAAAAGAUUGUGAGAAUUAUAUGAGAGAAAUAAGAAAACUGAGGUUGGCUGAGGGUGAUGCUGUUGCGCUACAAAAUUAUUUUAACAAAGCCCAGUCUAUAGAUUCCCAUUUUUAUUACUCAAUAGAUCUUGAUGAUGAAAAUAGGAUAAAAAAUUUAUUUUGGGCUGAUGCACGAUGUAGAGCAGCAUAUAAAGAAUUUAGAGAUGUCGUGGCAUUUGAUACGACAUACUUGACCAACAAAUAUGAUAUGCCAUUCGCGCCUUUUGUAGGAGUUAAUCAUCAUGGUUAG
Messenger RNA from Daucus carota subsp. sativus, 507 nucleotides. Its product is annotated as protein FAR1-RELATED SEQUENCE 5-like. Gene Ontology annotation, biological process: regulation of DNA-templated transcription. NCBI's taxonomy places the organism in Eukaryota, Viridiplantae, Streptophyta, Magnoliopsida, Apiales, Apiaceae. The record is from RefSeq and is a predicted model, not a curated record. The transcript has a single exon. Bases 1 to 507 code for a protein of 168 amino acids.